Molecule: messenger RNA, 4073 nt
Organism: Misgurnus anguillicaudatus (oriental weatherfish)
Lineage: Eukaryota; Metazoa; Chordata; Actinopteri; Cypriniformes; Cobitidae
Product: transmembrane protein 151B
Source: RefSeq, a predicted model, not a curated record
ACAAUGAUUUUAUUAUUUAUUUAUUUAAUCUCCUUCUCGCUACUUUGGAGAGCAGUUGUCAGGUUUUUUCUGUCCUCCGCAGUCUCCCCGCGGUCUCCGCCCCCAGUCUGCCUGAAUGGGAACACCCAGAGCGGGAUCCCCGGCGCUUCUGGCAUCCAUCCCAAACACAGCACAGCCCCUAAAAGCAACGUCCUCCAGUGAUUUUUAUUAGCAAAAGCGGCGUAUUGCAGAUAAAAUAUUUGAGUGCAAUGUCAUACCUGUCACAGGAUGCUGACUCUAGAUCUGGAAACUGAUACGACUUCGGAGGACACAGCGCCAAGCUCCCCGGAUGGUGGUGCGGAGACACCGGUCAGUCUCGAUGUACUGGAAGAGCAGCUUCCAGUAAAGCAAUCUUUGGGUGCCUCUAUGUGCCGUGAGACGCACUGGCGUUGUCUCCUGCUUUCCUUGCUCAUGUACAGCUGUCUGGGUGCCGUAGCCUGGUGUCAACUCACUGAAGUCACCAAGCUGAGCUUUGAUUCCUCCAGUAUGUUCCAUGCUGCUUCAAUGAACUCUCUUAGGGGUCAUUCCAUGAAAUACAACGCCAGCCCUUGCUCUGACGGCUACGUGUACAUCCCUUUGGCUUUUCUGCUAAUGCUCUACGCUGUUUACCUAAUGGAAUGUUGGCAUUGCCGUGCCCGCAGUGAGCUGCAGUGCAAGGCCAACGUGGAGAGCGUGUACGAGAGGGUUCUUCGUAUGCGUCAGGCUCGACCGUGCGUUUGGUGGAAAGCCAUCAGCUAUCACUUCGUACGCAGGACUCGACAAGUGACGCGUUACAGGAACGGAGACACCUACACUACGACACAGGUUUACCACGAGCGUGUAAACACACAUGUGGCAGAGGGAGAAUUCAACUACGGCCGAUGUGGCAUGAAAGACGUGUCCCGCAACUUACGUGGACUGGAGGGUCACGCAGCGACGCGGUUGCAUUUCAGCAAGUGUUUCAGUUUUGCAGGAGCCGGACCUGAGAACGCUUACCUCAACCAGCGGGCCAGAUUCUUCUCUGAAAUCGAGGGUCUGGAUGACUACAUGGAAGCCCGUGAAGGCUUGCUCCUGAAGAACGUUGACUUCAAAGAGCACCUCAUAGCCUACGUAGAUCCUGAUCGACUACCGUGGUACACCUCACGGGUCGCAUUCUGGAUGGCUGCUCUCCUCAUGCUCUCCUGGCCACUUCGGGUGCUAACCGAGUACCGGACGGCUUUCGUGCACUAUCAAGUCGAAAAACUCUUCGGGCUGGAGUACGCCAACAACAGCCCAUCUCCAGAGGAUGGGACUACUCUGAGGAACAGUCACUAUGGACUACCGAGAGCAGAAACGGUAGACAGCACAGAACUAGAAUGGCACAUUCGCUCGAACCGUCAGCUCAUACCGAGCUACUCGGAGGCCAUGCUGAUGAACAUGGGUACCUCGGGGUCAGGCCGCAGGGGCAGCAUUGCUUCCAACCGCAUCCCGUUGGACAGCUACCCAGCGCACAGCUAUGGGACGCUGGUGCAGAACUGCGAGCAUUGUCGCCAACACGAGAACGGACAGAGACGGCCCACCAUUAGCUCCAGCUGUUCCUCCAUCUUCUCUCGACACACCUUCCACUCCCACUUGUCUCUGGACACUUCCCAUUUCUCCUUGUGUCGCAUGUACGGUUCCAGGCGCACUGUGGGACUGUGGAGGAGCCGAAGCAGCUCGCUUACAGAACGCUGCUGUGUGGACGAGCAAUGCUGCAGGUCUAACACCAGUCAGCUUGCCUUGAACAACAGCCCACCCAACUACCAGGACGCUCGUUUUUUUCCGGUCCUCAUAGUACAUCGGCCCGAGGGUUGCGGGGACUCUUCAGAGGUGAGAAGGUAUUGUGUUCGCAGAGGUUCCUGUUGUGUGGAGACUUCACUUUGAUAUGAUUUGAUUGGUCGAAUUCAAGAAAUACUUGCACUAUGGAGACUUUUGACGCGAGAAGUCUACGACUGACGAUAAACUUUGUCCUAUGCGAAAAAAUGAAACGUGGUUUCGUCCGUGCACCACUGAACUAUUUUUUUAUAUCAAAGGGCUGAAUUUAUUAGCAGAUACGAGCCCUCUAUACUUUUAAUUUAUUAACAGUUGGCAAGAACUGUAAUGCAUUACAAAUCUGCUGGCUUUAAUAAACAAUAAAGAAAAUCCUACCAUAUUUAACAGCCAAAAUCACGCAUCGCUUGUUGGAAAUGUUUGUGCUAUCAAUGUCACUGAACAAAAAAGGUUCUGACUGCAGACUUCUUCAGAGGACACAAUUAGUUGUGGAAGAAUUAAUCAUUUACUUGCUGCCAUUUUGCCUUUGUAUCUCAAAUAUUGGUGAAACCGGGGCUUAUUGUCAUGCUUUUAAUGCCAAUUCUUCUCAGGGUUAGUUUUUUUUUUAAGUCAACUUCUGUGAAGGUACAUACAUUAAAGGUGCCGUGAAUCAGGUGUUUUUAUUGUUUUAUACUGUUGUUUGAGGUCUAUGACGUUUGCAUGGUUUUUACAUUCAAAAACAUCAGAAGCAAUAAGUGAUAAGCUAUAUUGUACUCUAGUUUUGAGGCUGGCUCAAAGAAAUGUCCAGAGAAUUUCAAUAUUUUUCCUAUUUAAAACUCUAAUAAUCAAGGACUUUGCUCCCGUACCCUGGCUUUAGCAGGUGCAAUGAUAUUACGCAGUACCUGAAAAUAGUCCCCUGCUAUUGAUAGUUACCAAGGGGACUAUUUUCGGAUGCUACGUAAUAUCAUAGCACCUGCUGAAAAUAUCAAAAUUCUUUGGACAUUUUUGAGCGCGAUGCUAAUGGUCUAAUAAGAUUCAAUGGAUUAUGCUAAGCUAAGCUAAAAGUGGUACCGCCCGACCCGGAGAUUGGAAAAUGAGCAUAUUUUCAGAAAAGUGGAGUGUCAAUUUAAUUCACUGCACCUUUAAAUAUUUGGCUACAGAACAGAUUAGGGAAUGUUAAAGGGAUGAACCCCUUUUUGGGAUGGGUUUGUAAUUUAACCUAUGCUAAGUUGUUUCAACCCAAAAUGCUGGGUUAUUUUAACCCAUUGUUGGGUCAAAUAUGAAAAUUUUUGGGUUAAUUUAACCCAACAGCUGGUUUGUCCCUUUUUGACCCAACGCUGGGUUGAAAAUAACCCAGCAUUUUAGAGAAUGUAUUAUUUAAAGCACGUGUUGGCACUUUUCCAGCCUUAAUUGCAUAGUUGACUCUUGCCUUAAUGUAGUCUACCGUAGUUGUAUUGUUUUUACCUGUUUACUGAACAGCGAUAGAAAAAAAACAUAAUGAUGAUGCUGGUAUUUUAGUUUGGACAACUAGCCCUGGUCUUCAUUAUUCGAAUGUCAUACGGUUGUUGUACUUGUUUUGAUUGUAAAAACUUUGACUAAGACAUUUUGUGAUUGUACGAUUGUUAAGCAAUCAAUUUCUUAUUUAUUAUUUAACAGAACAUGUAAUUGAUUUUCCAAUGAAUGUGAGGGGAAAAAACUAAAUGAGAGGUAUGACAAAUAUUGCAAAUCUUUUUUUGUUAAUGCUAAUUUAUUUCAUUACUGUAUGUUGGCAUCAAAGAAGUGUCUGUAAUGUCUGAUGUAAAAAGCAAAAAGUUGCAUGGCAAUUCAUUCACACCCAGACAAUGUGUAAUGUGGAUGUUUGUAGCUUUUUGGAAACUGUUCCAAUGAAGAAGUUCCCAAAAACAGCAAUACGGUGAUUUACACCUUAAUAUAUCAUAAAAUGUGUGUGUCUGUAAUAAGUGAUCAUAAUAACACUGACUCAUCAAAUGAGCUUAAACAAUUCCCCUGUAAACUAAAUGUCAUAACCUUAACAUUAUGGUUUACUGGAAACAGACGUAGACAAGACAUGCAGUUCAAUGGCAGUGACUGUUAAAAAUAGUGCAGAAUAAAAUUGUGCAGAUGCUAAAAUGCUUCCUAGUUGAUUUAUUCAUUGCAAAUUAUUCAUUCUUUUCAUAUGUAAAUAUGCUCAUGGUGGCUUUUAUUUGCUCUGUUGUAUAGUAAGCAUCGGCUACUUAAACAAAUGUUUUCCUUACUAUUACACAGCUGUACAGUACUGUAUGUUUAGAUGU